AUGUGGUAUAAGUUCGCACGCGACCGGAAGGUUGAAAUUCUGGGCGACUUUGGUAUGGAGGAGGGGUCUGGGGUCGUGGGCCCUUUUGAACAGAUUAUGGACGAUUUAAGACCCUUCUGGGGGGUGGAUCCAAAGGGUAUUCGGUCGCUAGCGGGGCGCAUGCAUGUUAGGAGAGAACAGGAUAUUUGGGGAGUUCACAUACGAGAUGGGGCUGUGGCGUCACUAACCCGCGAUAAAAAUGAAUGGCCAGGGUUUAUUGAAAUGAUCCAGUCUUUCGUCAAGGACCUACCAGAUAUGGAUAUUGCUGUCAACGGGCGUAGCAAGCCACGCGUGACGGUUCCUUGGGACGAACUCCAAAAACUCCUGAAGACUGAAGAGGGGUCUAGGGUCAGUACUGAGCAUAUAAAGAACGAGUUUUCGAAGCAUCUGCCUGGCCUCUGGGAAGAUGCAGCUGCGAAAGAAACUGCGGUGGACCCAGAAUGGAAAGACAUAUCGGGACUACCCUACAUGUCUACUGUAAAGGAGGCACGCCCUCCCGACUCACUCGUUCAUAACGAAGAACUUCUCAAGAGCAAAGCACUCUUGCGUUACGAAAGCCUUCUCAAGCUCAAUUCACACAAGCUAAACAACAAUGCCAAUACCAUUAUUCAAAACCAAAAUCGAUCCUUGACCUCUGCUCUCUGGGCCCUCUCGUCUCUGAUCUUCAUACCAUGCUUUAUCUGCCUAUGGAUUUACUAA
This is a messenger RNA of Pseudogymnoascus destructans, 738 nucleotides long. RefSeq lists its product as uncharacterized. Lineage: Eukaryota; Fungi; Ascomycota; Leotiomycetes; Thelebolales; Thelebolaceae. The record is from RefSeq and is a predicted model, not a curated record. Bases 1 to 738 code for a protein of 245 amino acids. The transcript has a single exon.